Messenger RNA from Lytechinus variegatus (green sea urchin), 3344 nucleotides. RefSeq names its product PAX-interacting protein 1-like. Lineage: Eukaryota; Metazoa; Echinodermata; Echinoidea; Temnopleuroida; Toxopneustidae. The coding region runs from base 98 to 2839 and encodes 913 amino acids. The transcript has 19 exons. Gene Ontology annotation, cellular component: nucleus. The record is from RefSeq and is a predicted model, not a curated record.
AAUCAUCGGCGCGCCAUCUUCAUUCCGCGCGAACAAAAACCUGACUAUGUGAGAGUAAGAAUGACGAUUUCUUCUUGAAAAUUGAGCUAUUUUAGUCAUGGAAAAUGCGAUGGUGGAUCCAGAAAAUGCUCUUGUGCAUUUGGAAUUCUUCAAAGAUGUCCAUUACUACCUAAUUGGAACAAUUUCAGAAGAGGUGACAGAUCUUUUAAUUCAAGGAGGAGGAAAAGAGGAGUCAUAUUUGACUGAUCGAGUGACUCACGUCAUCUCAGAAGAUGAGGAUCAUCCUGAAGUCACAGAGGCUAGGGAUCUCUUUGAACUCCCGGUCGUAUCGUCUAAAUGGGUGUCUAUGUCUGUUCGAUGUAAGACUCUAUUACCCGGCAAGGCGUUUGCACCUGAGUCAGUACGGCUCUUCACAAACUCCAUUGUUUGUUUUUCAAAGGUGUCAACUACGGACCGCAAUGCAUUAUGGGCCCUAAUAACAUUCCAUGGUGGAACUUGUAGGGCUAAUCUGAGUAAAGGAUGUACGCAUCUAGUUACAUCAAAAUGUGAAGGGGCAAAGUAUGAGUGUGCGUCCCAGCAUGAGACGGAGGUUAAGAUUGUGUGUCCUGAUUGGAUCCUCUCCUCAGUCCUCGCAAAGAAACUACAAGAUGAAAAAACAUUCCAUCCAAAAUACCUCACUUUCCAAAGUCCACCCACAGAGGGAGCCCUUUGCCAGGAUAUUGAAAUGAAAACGGAAGAGGUAGACAAGGUCGAGCCGGCUGAAGAGGGCGAUGAUAAAACGGCAAAAGAGAAGAAAGAGAAAGUUGCAAGGCCAAAACUGAAACUUCCAUGGGCAGAUGAUUUAAUGCCUUUGCCUGACAUAUCAGCUCUACCAGAACCAUUACGUGAUGCCCCACCAUCAGGUAGUACAGCUACAUCAUCUGCUAUGAGCUCAUCACCAGCAUUGGGAGCUUCUUAUAACACCUCCAGUACAGGUUAUAGUACGCCAUCAUCAAAAACAAAAGACAAAAAACAUAAGAAAGAUAAGAAGAAAAAGAAGAAGCACAAAAAGGAGAAGAAAAAGAAGGACAAGAAAAAGCACAAGCAUGCAAAUGAAAGUGGUGCCACUGGUUUAGGACUGCCUAAAGAGGGUGCUGGUGGUUCUAACCUCGACCAAGGGAUGAAGAAUAGAAACAUGCUGAGGAACAUAACAAACAAGACUGAUUACUUGCCAGCAGUGAUCGGUGUGACCGGUGAUAAAACACACGUAUCACAGCAGGUUUUGAAUGCGGUAGGUGGUCGACCAGGGGGUCAUAAAGGACGUUUAGAUCAAAGUUAUGGAAGUUUACAAGUCAUACCUGAGAUACAUUACUAUGGACAUGAUGCAUCAGCAGGAGUGACCCCAGACUCAUGUUUACUUGGAUGUAUUUUCCUCAUCAUUGAAUAUCCUCAUCUAGUUGGUUUGGAUUACAUUGAUACAUGGAGGAAGGUUAUUGUUGAACAUGGUGGUAUCGUUGAUGAUUGCUACUCUGAUCGUAUUACACAUAUCAUGUGUGAUACGCAGCGGACAGAUAUCUUUAGACUGGCAAUGAAAGAUGGGAAGCGAUGCGUAACAGCAAGCUGGUUGAAUGAUUGUUUGAAGAAGAAAGCUAUGCUACCACCAUGGAGGGCGCUACAUUUCCCAGCCCCGUCCUACCCUCUUCAACCACCCCCUUGUAAAGACCAGAUCAUUGCGGUGACUGGUUUUGAAGGUGGAGAAAGAAACGAUGUGAAGACUAUGAUUGAGAUGACGGGAGCUAAAUACACAGGAUUCUUUAGCAGAGGGAAUACUCUACUCAUAUGUAAAAGACUUGAAGGUGCUAAGUAUGAGAAAGCCCAGGAAUGGAGGACGCCGGUCACUAAUGUCCAGUGGUUGAGUGAGGUUAUACUAGGAAACUAUGAUGCUCUUCAUAACUUUGUUAUGCCUCGUUACCAAGUCUUUGAUGUAGAUGAUCCUUUCAAGCUUGAAUUACUCAGACCACUCAAGCUUAUGGAACCAUGGACUAUUCCAAUUAAAAUAUCACAGUCUAUUCGACGGAGUUACAUUACUAGUAUUGCUCAGAAGACAGCUAACCUUGCUAAUGGGAAACGGAAGGGAGAUCCACAGUCUCCUGGCAAUGCUUCUAAAAAGAUAAGGAAUAUGAUUCAAAUGGAUGAUGACUGGGAUGCUGGUACCCCUCGUAUAGCUCCUGACAAAGCUCCUAGGAUUCUAUUCACUGGUCUAGAUGCACCAAGAAUGGCAGACUUAUCCAAAAAAAUUGAGAAGCUAGGUGGUAGAAUUGUUGACACUAUUAGCCAGUGCACUCAUCUAAUAGCGGUCAAGAUCAUGAGGACGGUCAAGUUUUUAGCCGGUGUCUCAGUUUGUAAACACAUCGUUACUCCAAUGUGGAUUGAAGAAAGCUACAAGAGCAGAUGGUUUCUAGAUGUGACAAACUUCUCUCUUGUGGAUCAAGAGAUGGAAACAUUGUUUUCAUUCCAGCUUAGAGAGUCUCUCAUCAGAGCUAACAAACAAAAAUUAUUUAAGGAUGUAACAAUCUACAUCACACCUGGAGUCAAACCGGGAGCAAACAUGUUGAGAGAGAUCAUAGAGUGCGCAGGGGGUAAGCUAGCCCCAUCACGCCCCUCCCUCACAAAGAUUAGUCACAUACAGAGCGCCCUCGGGAAGGGAGCGUUUGUUGUUAUUAGUUCACCCUCUGAUAUGCCAUCAUGUAGAGAUUUCUUUACACACAAUAUUGAUGUUCACAAUGCUGAGUUUGUUCUUACGGGGGUCCUUCGUCAGCAGCUGGAUUACAAGUCAUUUAGAUUUGAUCCUCGUAUCUGAAGCUGGGCAACCAGAGACUACCAUAACAAACCGAAAGCUAGCUUCCUGCAUGUGGCUUGUGAUUCCAACCACUAGGCGCAUGAAGGUCUGGGACAGUAUUUACUUUAAAUUCUCAAACAUGAGUAUUUUACCUAGAUGUUGUUUUAUGAAGUAACAUGUCAAUUUGGUAUUCAAUGUUUAAUUUAGCUGAGUUUUUCAGACAGCUAGAGUGACCAGUUUGUGUUUUCAUACACAAUUAUCCUAAGAACUAUCUUGUGGUGUAUCCAAAGUAACACAUUAAUUUGUGCUAGCCACUUUACAGCCAUUAGACUUGAUUACCCAGUAUUAUUCUUGAUACUCUGGACAAUGUGUGUCCUGAUUGACUUUCAUGGAGUAGCCUUUGCACAACCAUCUCUGACUAUUUGAAUUUCAGUUUAAGAGCCAUUAUUCACAAAUGGAUAUUUGUGCAGAUAACCCAUCCUUUUGUGUUAAGAACACUGGAUAGACUUGUUAAUUAAUCCCAUUU